ACGUGUGGGCGACAAACGAACGGGUCCCAGCAACAGGACCUGGCUCCCACGGAACCUCAUGGCCGCUGGAGUGUGUCGUCGACCGUUUGGGUUCGGGUCGGGGACCACUGACCGUUGGCGCUCCCUCCGCCAUUGCAACGCCAUCGCCAGUCGGGUCGUGGGACGUGUCGUCGCCAUUUGCGUUCAGCGCUUGAAAGUGCUUGAUCGUGUGGCCAUGGAAGCGGGUUUCGGCGAUGGAGAUGGGGACAUGCCCGACAUGUACGCGGCAAUGGAACUCGACAGCGGGCCUGGCAGCUGUGCUGCCGGCGCAUGCUCGGAUGCGAUUGUGGAGUGGGACGACAUGCUGUUCAUGUUGGUUUUCGUCAUCAUCCAGUGGAUGAAACAAAGGAACGAGGCGGCUAUGACCGUUAUCGAGGCAGCAGCAUCAUUGCCUCUGUGGGAUCCUGGAAUGCCUGUCGUUUUGGCACUGUUGACGUAUGGUGUUGGUCACAACCUUCAUCUCCUCCAUGCGGCCUUGAGUCCCAUUCACAAGAGAGGCGAGAGUAGUGGUAGGAUUUGGGUACUUGAUCGUAGCGGUGGUGUGUGGAAGGAUCUCCAACGUGUGGGUAGGAGACACGACAAGAUCUUCAAAAGGUUUUGUAGGCUCCCUCGUCCAGUGUUUGAGGACGUCUUGCGCCGAAUAGCACCUCAUAUUCAGCGGGCAACAACGAAUUGGAGGCAGCCACUGCCUGCGGAACAUAAAUUUGCAUGCGCGCUGAUCAGAUGGGCCACUGGCGGUUUCUACAGACAGUCUGCUCAUGGGUUGGGCAUGGGACUGGCCAGUGCACUGCGGAGCAACGAAGACGUGGCCGACGCAAUCAUCAGGGAAUACGGUGAUGUCAUCUCCUUCUCGCGGGGUCGCCGUCUGCAAGAGACAUUGGAUGCAUUUGAACGGAAGGGUUUUCCAGGCUGUGUGGGUGCGAUAGAUUUCACUCACCUUUACAUUGAAAAGCCAAGGAAGGAGCGUGGCGAGUGCUACUACGACAGGACGGGACAGUUUUCGGUCAUCGCGCAGGUGGUCUGCGACCAAGAAUGCAGGAUUUUGGAUGUGUACGUCGGCUGCCCGGGCUCCAACCACGACUCUCGGGUGUUGCGCUUAUCUCCUUUGUACUCCGACGCUCAAAACUGUUUAGGAGUGUUCAGUGUCGGUGCACACACGCUCAAUGAGGGGACAAGAAUUGGCCGGUAUGUAUUGGGGGAUGCAGGCUUUCCUUGUUUGUCGUGGUUGAUCACGCCAGUUCCUACUCGUGGUCGUACCGCAGACGGUGUCACCUUCAACGACUCGCACUCCGCUGCAAGGAGCGUCAUCGAGCGGACGUUCGGGAUUCUAAAGGUGGUGUGGCGAAAUUUUAUCCGUCGACAGAUUGGCAACUUGAAGACGUUGUGCAAAGAGUUCAUGGCAGUGUGUAUAUUGCACAAUAUUCUUCUGGACCACAAUGUGGACGCCGACGAGCUGUGCACCUCUGACGGUGAUGACUCCGAUGACGACAACCCUCCGCCACGUCCCCUGCCACCAAGGAACCUGGUUGUGCGACGACGACGACGGCAGACCUUUCACGAUUCAACGGAUGAGUCGUACGGCAGCGAGGAGGGGGCGGAGUGUAGGUCAAGGUUGGUGACGCAUGUCGUCCAUCAUGUUCGAGUGCAUGGUGCGCCACAACGAGCUCCUUGGUGUCGCGUGGGUGCACGAGUACAGGCAUAGGU
Messenger RNA from Chara braunii, 1743 nucleotides. NCBI's taxonomy places the organism in Eukaryota, Viridiplantae, Streptophyta, Charophyceae, Charales, Characeae. The record is from the annotation of a GenBank genome assembly.